CGACGCUCGGCGUAUAUGAAUACGACAACUUCGACGACGGGCACGACAGACACCGGCAACAAUGGGUCAGCCACGGACGGCAACGCUGUUAUCACUAAUUGUAUAUUUACAAAGCGUGCUUGCCGAUGAUAGCUAAGAUGAAAACCCAGUGCUCGCCAUGCAGCCUGCCUUCGCCAGCUCUCUGCCUGUCCAGAUCCUUCUUAAUGGUAUUGUCCUUGCCCUCACCUGCGUUCUGCUUUUCCACCUGCUCUUUGCAGCACAAUAUCACUGGCCACUCGCCCCACUCAACUAUGCUCUCCAACUUUCUGGAGUGCCUUCACUCUUGAUUUCGUUGAUUGCGACACUGUUUGUAGUGCUAAAUAGUGCAUUUAUGGACACACGGGAAUGGCCAUACAUGAUCAACUAUUUGGCAAAGGACGUUCCACCGAUCGCAAGCUUGAGUGGAAAUAGCACAGAUUUGAGUGUGACAGAUUCGCCGACGUGGACGACGGCUAAGUUGGCAGGGUGGUACGCGAUGGACGCAACAACGUCCGCACUUGUUCAGAUCACACAUAUCCAGUUCCUGGCACUGCUCUACCCGUCCAGACUCGAACAGCGCCUCGUUCUCUUCCUCUUAGGACCUCUUGCGCUGCUGUCAGCAUCUAUGGAGCUCCUUCCCAUUCACCAGAAUCAAACAACAGUCGAUGUCGCUGAUACCAUCUGCAACACAUGCAACGCUGCACUUUCGCUCCUCUUCACCGCUGCUUUGUUUCUCUGGGGUUUCGCGAUCAAUCGGAAACAAGCUUGGCGUACGGAUGGUGGGACGGCCGUAUUUGGCGGUGCAGCACUGGCGCUUGCAAUCAUCUCUACCGCUAUAAACUUUCUUUACAUCCCGACAAAGGAUCAGUAUCUCUGGCUGCCAAGCUUGAUUUGGGCUGUAGUGCUAUGGCAGAGUUUCCUAGGAUGGUGGUGGUGGGUAGGCGGUGGAAGAGGCGUGGGCGAGGUCGAGGAGCUCUUGCGAAGGGAGGAAAGGAGAGAGAGGAAGUGCAAGGCGCAUGCAGCGAGGAGGACAGUACGGAAGGAGAAAGCGCAAGUGCUGUGGAGAAAUGCAAGUGAGACGCCGAGGUUUCAUCGAGGAGUAAAUGCAGCGCAUCCAGGAUCUGUUCCUAUUGAAGAAGGCGAAGCAAUUGAGAUGACGGAUCAUUCAAGAGGAGCCAACAUAACCCAAGCUGUGGAAGCAUCGUCUGCGUCAACUACGGCGAGCUCACCGACGACGACGGAGGCUGGGCCGAGUAAUAUACUGUCCCGACUUCGCACAACACCUCCCAUGCUCGCACUCUCGCACUUCUACCACCUUCUACACAGAGCGCAUCUUGCUGCAGCACAUAGUCAAGCACUCGAACAACGUCCGGUACAUCACCAGAAGCUGCAGAUACGGACGUUGUUGGGUGGGGACUUGGAAGCUUUGGAUUGA
Molecule: messenger RNA, 1453 nt
Organism: Fomitiporia mediterranea MF3/22
Lineage: Eukaryota; Fungi; Basidiomycota; Agaricomycetes; Hymenochaetales; Hymenochaetaceae
Exons: 3
Coding region: 158-1453 (431 amino acids)
Source: RefSeq, a predicted model, not a curated record